Molecule: messenger RNA, 1801 nt
Organism: Armigeres subalbatus
Lineage: Eukaryota; Metazoa; Arthropoda; Insecta; Diptera; Culicidae
Gene: Dbct
Product: lipoamide acyltransferase component of branched-chain alpha-keto acid dehydrogenase complex, mitochondrial
Exons: 4
Coding region: 143-1537 (464 amino acids)
Cellular component (GO): cytoplasm; mitochondrion
Molecular function (GO): acetyltransferase activity; lipoic acid binding
Source: RefSeq, a predicted model, not a curated record
CGCUGUUCGCAAGCACACUUCAGUUCUCGGCGAUUGCUCGAAGACGGAAGAAGUUCGCUGGAUACUCAAACCCUCAUCAACCCCGCAUCACUUUGAACCUACCGAAGAAGUGCCGAUCUAAUACCCUCCACCGGAAACGCAGAUGGCCGGCUUGAUCCAACGACACGGUUCUGUCCUAGUGCGCCGAUUUCUCACCAAUGGGAAGCGAAUUAACAAGCGGGCAGUCGCUGUAACGCAAUUCCACACCAGUGCCCAACUGGACAAAAUCGUUUCGUUCAAACUAGCGGACAUCGGUGAGGGAAUCCGCGAGGUAACCGUGAAGGAGUGGUUCGUCAAGGAAGGCGAUGUCGUCGAACAGUUCGACAACCUGUGUGAAGUUCAGAGUGACAAGGCGUCGGUCACGAUCACCAGUAGGUACGAUGGAAAGAUCGUGAAGCUGCACAAAGUGAUCGAUGAGAUUGCGCUGGUUGGCAAACCGUUGCUGGAUUUUGAAGUUGAAGAUGAGGCGGACGAAGAUAGCAGCAGCAGCAGUAGCGGCGAAAGCAGUUCUGAUGAGGAAGUAGUCAAAGCACAGGCUGUGGCAACUGGUGGAACUACCACAGCGGCGGCGACGGCUGUGAUCACAAGCGGGAAAGUGCUGGCAACGCCCGCUGUUCGGAGAAUUGCAAUAGAGAACAAGGUGGAUCUGCGCGAGGUGAAGGCUUCGGGCAAACAUGGGCGCGUGCUGAAGGGAGAUGUUUUGGAGUUUUUAAACAUCAUUCCACAAGGUACGGUCAAGCCACAUCCAACGCUGGCGCAGGCGAAACCGGUCGCAACAGCUCCCUGCUCCAAGUCUUUGGAAACCGUUGUUCCAUUGAAGGGUGUUGCCAAGGCUAUGUACAAAUCCAUGUCGGAGUCACUGAAAAUCCCACACUUUGCCUAUAGUGAUGAAAUCGACAUUUCGAAGCUCGUUCAAGUGCGUGAAGCCCUCAAGGCGGAGGCUUUAGCUCGAGGAGUAAAACUCACUUACAUGCCGUUCUUCGUGAAAGCCGCUUCCAACGCGCUCAAAGAACACCCGAUCAUAAACAGUUCGUUUGAUGAGCCAAUCGAAAGCAUAAUCUACAAGUCUUACCACAACAUCAGCAUUGCGAUGCAUACUUCUCAAGGACUGGUAGUGCCGAAUGUCAAAAAUGUCGAAAGCAAAUCGAUUCUUCAAAUUGCAGCCGAUCUGAACGCUCUACAGCAACGAGGCGCCAAGGGAUCUCUCACGCCCGAUGACUUCACCAAUGGAACAUUCUCCCUGUCCAACAUUGGAAUCAUCGGCGGCACCUACACCCACCCGUGCAUCAUGGCGCCACAGGUGGCGAUCGGUGCGAUCGGACAAACCAAGGUGCUUCCGCGCUUCGACGCUGCCGGCAAUGUGAUUCCGGCGCACAUCAUCAACGUCAGCUGGUCGGCCGAUCAUCGAGUCAUCGAUGGCGUCACCAUGGCGUCCUUCUCGAAUGCGUGGAAACGUCAGCUGGAGAACCCGAACCUGUUCCUGCUGUCGGCGCAGUAGGCUCGCCAAACACCAUGGAAACGGAUGCAUUUAGCCAAACAGCGGUGAUUCCUCUCGAGUAUAGUUUACGUACGAAUCAAACCAGAUUGCAUUUAUUUUUGUAUCAAUCAAUGGAACGCGUGUGCAAUGAUUGAAACUCUUAUUUUAGCCAAUUAGUAUCCUUAUACGAGAAACGUCAAACGUUUCCAAAACCAAGUCUGUGUAAAUAUGGGUAGAAAUACAUUCAUUGAAAAAAAAAACAGAUGGGUAGUUCUGUUUGGAAAA